Pelobates fuscus (common spadefoot toad) is the source of this 709-nucleotide messenger RNA. RefSeq names its product peroxiredoxin-6-like. Bases 1 to 699 code for a protein of 232 amino acids. Gene Ontology annotation, biological process: cell redox homeostasis. The transcript has 5 exons. The record is from RefSeq and is a predicted model, not a curated record. NCBI's taxonomy places the organism in Eukaryota, Metazoa, Chordata, Amphibia, Anura, Pelobatidae. Gene Ontology annotation, cellular component: mitochondrion; cytosol. Gene Ontology annotation, molecular function: oxidoreductase activity; antioxidant activity.
AUGUCUUGUUUAUUGCUUCAAGAUAAGUUUCCUGACUUUAAGGCAGAAACAACAAAGGGAGAGCUAUCCAUCCAUGAAUACUUCGGCACUUCAUGGGGUAUACUUUUAUCUCAUCCUGGUGACUUCACCCCUGUAUGCACUACAGAACUUGCCCGUAUGGUGAAGCUGUUUUCAGAAUUUGAAAAGAGGAAUGUGAAGUUGAUAGCAAUUUCUCUGGACUCCAAGGACAACAGUUUAAAAUGGAUCAAGGAUAUCAAUACUUUUGGAGGUUAUGAUCCAAAUGCACCGCUGCCCUAUCCUAUAAUUGCUGAUGAGGACAGGAGCAUUGCAGUAAAAUUGGGUAUGGUGAGACCAGGGGCUGUAUCUACGCCUGGGUUACCAUUGACAGCUCGCCAUGUUUUUGUUGUUGAUCCUAAGAAGAUACUCAGACUCGUUUUAAUUUACCCAGCUUCUACGGGAAGAUAUUUUCCAGAAAUCUUCAGAGCUAUCGAUUCUCUCCAACUCACUGAGAAAUAUGGAGUAUCAACGGAGGCAGACUGGAAGCCUAAUGGUAGGGUUGUAGUCCCUGAAGGCUUCCCUCCAGAAAAAGCUGCAGAGCUGUUCCCCGAUGGAGUGAAAAUUGAACAAUUCCCAUCUGGCAAAACAUAUUUACAGUUUGGUGAAAUGAGAAAAUGUCAAAACAAAAUUAUCACAUCAUAAUGCAGAUUGC